Messenger RNA from Seminavis robusta, 2430 nucleotides. Lineage: Eukaryota; Bacillariophyta; Bacillariophyceae; Naviculales; Naviculaceae. The record is from the annotation of a GenBank genome assembly.
CUUCCACGUGGCAUCAACAAAGUCCAGCUGUGCUGGCUAUUAAUAGCGACAGCAGUCGGAGAAGUCAAGUCUGCUGAAGGGAAAGGAAACGGUCAAGAAAGAUUUUGCGUUGGAUCUUUCUUCGCUCGCACCCAUUAUUUCACGAGCAACGAGCAUUGUUCGACAGACUUACGAGAAGUUAGAUCGUUGCUGUUGUUGCCUAUCCAAAAGAUGAAGCUUCUGGGAGUAUUAUCCUCCUCUCUACUACUUUGUUGUAGUCCGGUAUCUGCUGCCCCUUUGGGAGAUUUGGUCGAUUAUCUUCCGGGAUACGGACGUCCUCCGACACCUCAGUUUUCGGGAUUCCUCAAUGCCACGGCGGGCUGUGAUACGGCCACCAAUGGCAAUGGCUGUUAUCUCCAUUACUGGUUGGCGUUGGCCGAAGAAGAUCCAUGGAAUAAACCUACCAUCUUGUGGUUGAAUGGAGGCCCCGGCAGUUCGAGUAUUCUCGGGUUUCUCCAAGAACUGGGUCCCCUCUUGAUGAAUGCCACGGGAGGAUUGAUGGACAAUCCCUAUGGAUGGACCAAGGUUGCCAAUGUAUUUGCCCUAGAGGCACCCGUCGGAGUGGGAUACAGUUAUUGCGAAAAUCAAAAGAAAGGAACCGUAUGCAAAAACACCGACAAGUUCACCGCAUCGGCGUCGCGGGCUGCCAUGGUCGACUUUUUCCAAGACAAAUUUCCGGAACUGGGCCAAAACGACUUUUUUAUCGUGGGAGAAUCCUACGCGGGUGUGUACAUUCCCACCUUGACCAAGGAAAUUUUGGAUCAUGCUGCCGAACAGGUACCCCUCAAGGGCAUUGCCGUCGGAGAUCCCUGUACCGAUAACACGGCACAACAAGAUUCCAUGGAUUCACUCUGGUAUGGAUUCAAAUAUGGUCUUGUGGAUGAACAAACAUACGAUUUACUCUGGAACAAGUGCAAUGUCCGAUCGCCCAAUCUCAUGACCCAAGGAGGGAAGCAUCUCGUCGCCGCGCAAUUGAAUGCCAAACUACAGGCCAAAAAGGAAGAGUUAUUGCUAUUAUUACAAGACAACAACAACGACAAUGUAGACAUUGACAAAGCAUUGCGGGACCAUGCCGAAGAACUCUGGAGCGAUCUGAAAAUUGUUAAUCGUCGACGACACAAUCAGCCGGGUCACGACGAAACACCCGAAUGCCGUUUGGCACAACGCAAAUAUCUUCUCAGUACAUCGGCAGGACUCUCUCAGGGAUGGAGUGACUUGUACAUUGACGACUACAGUCUCUUUGCGCCGGUCUCCAACAAGGAAGAUGAGGACAUGGCAACAUGGAUGAUACGAGACGAUGUCCGCAAGGCGUUGCAUGUGCAAGAUGCACCCACGAAACAGUGGCCCCAUGAUGACACCAUUGGAUUUGAUUACACAAAAGAGUACGAUGCCUGCAACAAUCACUUUGACGAAGGAGCCUGGAGUAUGAUCAACUUUUAUCAAGAUAUUGUACCAAGAUUGAAAAUUGCCUUUGUUUACAAUGGAGAUACCGACCCCUGUGUCACCUACGAAGGAACCCGCACCGCCAUCAAACGGGUCGGCUUCCCAGAACUGGAUGGUGGAGCCUACCGACCGUGGUUCUUCAAUCACACCGCUACUACGAUUGAACUAUUGGCCGAAAAGGCACCACUCUUUGGUCCGGGACUCUUGGUGCAAGACAUGGGACCACAGAUGGCCGGUCACAUUGUCAACUAUGAGAAUAAUCUUUCCUUCUUGACGUUUCAUGGAUCGGGACAUAUGGUGCCUCAGUUUCGACCUCAGUCGGCCUUGCACAUGGUGGAGAAGCUGGUGAACUAUCAAGAUUUGUCUCCUCUGUUGGCCAAGAAUGACACCCUCACCAGCAUGAGCGACAAUGAUUACGGAGAGUACAUGAAUCAAUGGACCGAAUCCGCCCAGACAGCACCGUUUGUGAAGGAAGCCGUUUGGGCUCCAGAACGCAGGGGAACCGCUGCGGCUGCAUGGGAAAGUUGGAGUGCAGUCCAGGCGAGUGCAAAGAGGUGAAUUCAUUAUUACGUUUUGGCAUGACGUUGUGAGAGAUGCAGACAUUCGAUGCUCUGGCUAGCUAAUGGAUAGGCCAAACAAUAAUUUUGCUCUUUUCUGCCCAGUUGGUGUCUGGGGUACCGUAGUACGAAAGCUGGCAGCAGGGAGACAGUUGCACCGCACUGGCAUGCAGCUCAAAACGGAUCGAUCAUCAAUCUAGCAAUGUUUGUAUCCAACACGUGUACGAGUCGAGCCCACACAUCUGUUGGAAAGGAUCCGGUUGAUUUUGCACCCGUUUGUUUCGGCUUCCACUGGGUCCUUUCCCUUGACAGCUAGCUAGUAUUUAGUUCAGGUUCGAGCAACAUUUAGUGGCAAUAACUGCAAAAAGAGAUGGAUAACGGUGGAGUUUAU